AUGCGCAGGGCCGCGCCGCCACUGGACCUGGCUGCCGACGCCUCCAACGGUCACAAUCCUCGCGAUGCCGCCGACGGCCCAUACCCGACCCAGAAGACGCCCAUGUCACUUUCCGUCAACGACCUGUCCGACCCCACCAGCUACUUCGACCUCCAUGACAGAGAUCCGCCCUCGCCGGGCUCUGCCCACAGCGAGCCGCUGUCCAUUAUCAUCCCGCCGACCCCCACCACCACCGCCAUGGCCCUCGCGACCCUGCAGUAUCUGCCUGUGCCGCUCCUGGUGCUCUCGUCACUGAAGAGGGUUGUGCUGGCCAACGAGGCCAUGGGCCGCCUGCUGGAACCCGACCGGCCCACGGCCGAUGAGAAGGACAGAGAUGCUGUGCAGACCGUCACCGACGAGCUGCACGGCCAGACUAUGCCCGAGCUUGGCAUCGACAUGCUGCAGGAUGGCUCCCCGAUACGCAUCAGCUGGGAGGAUUUCCUCGAUUCUGUCUGGAAACAAGCCCAAGGUGAGGCCGAGGAGAAUGUUGGCCAAUCUUCCGAAAAGGUGGAUGGAUCCGAUCAGAGUACGCCCACACCGACGCCCAAGCCGAACUCCCUGUCCUCUAAGCCCUCUCUACCAAAGCUGAGCCAAUCCAAUUUGGCCCGUACGACGGUGCACGAUGUCUCGGUUGACGUCAUCAUCUCGCCGCACAAGUAUGGCACUCCACGCCCUCCGCCCUCCAAGGAUGGCCGGAGACUAAAGCUGCGACCGGAGAGUGAUGCGGUCCAGGCCACCAUGAUCAUUUCCGUCUGGAACAUCGAAGACGUGCAAUAUUUCACUCUUACCUUCACCAGCGCAAGACCAGGCACAAGCGGAGUGAAAAACACGCCUUCGAGUCGUACCGUUGUCCGCACGGCCGCCGGCUUCAGGAAAUCUCCAGGAUCUGGCUCAAGUUCCUCUUCUGGAAGACGCUCGCAACACAGUUCCAAUCCAGGCUCGGCGAUUGUAUCCCCCAGCACACACCCUCCACUUUUCCCUCCUCACGGACCCCCGUCUAGAAGUGGAGACACUUCAGCGCCUUCGUUAUUCCUCAAGGCAUCGCAGAUGAAGGACGCGAUCCUCGAUUCCAUUGCUAUGCCAGCUUAUGCCAUGUGGAAAGACGAGAAUUUCGGGAUUCCCAACAGGGCGAUGCUCAGGUUUCUGCCAAAUGAAGGUGCAGACGCACCGUUGGAUCAAAGGGAAUUCUUAGAAUCAUUCAAAGCAUAUACAGAAGACUUCAAGCGGCAACUUGAGGUUGACGAAUUUCCUGUUGUCCAGGUUUGUCGCACCAGGCAGCCUGUUAACCAACGCCGGGUGGGGAUGGUCAUCCCAGAUACUGGAGAAAGAAAGGUCUAUGAGAUCGUGGGCGAGCCAAUCUGCGACGAUUGCUCAGGAGAGUUCCUCGGCGCCAUAGUGAUCUUCAAGGAUGUGACCGAGUAUACGAAGAGAAUUGCCGAGCAAAUCGAGGAGAACGAGAAACAGUUCGAAUACAUCACUAAUCUGAUUCCGAUCAUGGUGUGGACGACACAGCCUAACGGAGAUCAUGAUUGGUUCUCAAAGAGGUGGUACAAUUAUACUGGUCUUACCGAGGAAGAAUCUCUCGGCAAGGGCUGGAAAUUGCCUUUCCACGAAGAGGACAUGCCCGAGGCGAGCAGGCGCUGGCAACACUCCCUGCAAACUGGUGAGGAAUACACUACCGAGUACCGCUGCAGACGCUACGAUGGCCAAUGGAGAUGGAUGCUGGGCCGCGCUGUGCCUUUCCGUGACGACAUUGGGAAGAUCAUCAAAUGGUUCGGCACCUGCACAGAUAUCCACGAGCUAGUCGAGCUUCGAGAGAGCGCGAAACAAAUGCGGUCACAGCUUCUUCGUGUGCUUGAGCAUGCCCGUGUCACUCUGUGGGCAGUCAAUCGGGACAGAAAGAUCGUCCUCCUUGAAGGAAGCCUCCUCAAUGAAUCAUUCUCUCAUGUCACAAGAGAAAAAAUGGGGACAGAUCUCUACGACCUGUUCAGUCAGGACGAAGCUGGCCGAAAGACAAUCUCGGAGCUCAAGGGUUCGGUUGACAGAAUCAUCGAUGGAAAAGACACUACCGAGGUUGUCGAGAUGCAAUUUGACGGAAACAAUCGCUGGUAUCGGACGCGUGUCGCGCCGUUGAUGGUGACAUCCCGCCAGGCAGGCAUCGAGAAGGAGUCUUACAUUGAUGGCGUCUAUGGUGUGAGCAUGGACAUCACAGAGCUUCGCAAACGUCGUGAGGAAUUGGAAGCGCGAGAGGAGGAGAAUUCCAAACUCGUCGCCAAUGCUGUCGCUGCCAAAGAAGCAAGCAGGAUGAAGAGUCAGUUUCUCGCCAACAUGUCUCACGAAAUCCGUACACCGAUUGCGGGCGUGAUUGGUAUGAGCGAGCUGCUGCUGGAUACAAAGUUAGACCAAGAGCAAAAAGACUGUGCUGAGAACAUCCAGAGAUCGGCCAACGGACUGCUCACCGUCAUCAACGACAUCCUCGAUCUUUCCAAGGUCGAAUCGGGGCGGCUGGAUGUCGAAGAAGUCCAGUUCAGUCUCUUAGUGGUCCUAAGAGACGUGAACAAGAUGAUGGCAUUUGCCGCUCUCCGGAAGAACAUCAGCUAUGAGAGCAACAUCCCACCCGAGAUUGAACGAGAUCUCAAGGUUAUGGGUGAUCCGGGUCGACUGCGCCAGAUUUUGACGAAUUUGCUUACUAAUUCCAUCAAGUUCACAUCCGAGGGACAUGUCAGCCUGUCGGUAUCCAUCAAUAGUGAGAACGAUGAGACUAUCAAUGUCCAAUUCGUUGUGGAAGACACCGGCAUUGGCAUUGAGGAGGAAGUAAGACAGAGACUCUUCAAGCCCUUCAGCCAGGCCGAUUCAUCAACAGCUCGCCGCUUCGGCGGGACGGGGCUUGGUCUGGCCAUCAGCAAGAAUCUCGUCGAUUUGAUGCACGGCAACAUUGAUCUUCAGUCCACGCUUGGACAAGGCACCAGGGCCUCGUUUUCGAUACCGUUCAACAAGGCGCAGUAUCAAGACGAAGGCUCUCCUCUCAUUGACCUGGCGUCUAUCCCCGAUCGUCUCCAAUCUGAUAUUUCUGUCUCCUGCGGCAGCUCUGAUGAUUAUGGAACGCCCCCUCUAACGCCAGUCGCUCCUAAUAACGGAAAGUCGCCUCUCCGUCACGGCAGGGCACAGUCGAUAGUGUCAUUGCCAGGAAACGGUAAUUUCCAUCAUGCGCUGCCGGACCACCUCUUUUCUCUUGCAGAAACGGAGCGAAAGAAUGUUCAUGUUUUGGUGGUUGAAGACAACCAAGUCAACCAGCAAAUCGCGCUGAAAACGAUCAGAAAACAAGGGUUUGCAGUGGAUGCGGUGUGGAACGGCAAGGAGGCCCUAGAGUACCUUGUCGACGCCAAGGAUGGUAAACGCGAUCGUCCAGACAUCAUCCUCAUGGACGUCCAAAUGCCGAUCAUGGAUGGCUACCAGGCCACCCACACGAUUCGCACCCAAGCUCCCUUCAAGGACACGCCCAGCAUCCGCAACAUACCGAUUGUCGCGAUGACAGCAUCCGCGAUCCAAGGGGACAAGGAAAAGUGUCAAAAGGCUGGAAUGGAUGACUAUCUGUCGAAACCGGUGAGGGGCAAGUUGCUUGAGAAGAUGCUAGUCAAGUGGGCAGUGCAGGCGAAACGCAAGCAGGAGACAUUGGAUUUUGCUCAAGGGCGAAACAGCGCGGUACCGGAAACGAUACAAGAGUCUGGAGAUGAUUCGAAAGACCGUGCAGCAUCGUCGAAAACACCUUCUCCCAACUCGCCCACGCCACCCUCGGAGUCGACGGAUGACGGCGACAAACGCAACUCGCUAACACCGGCACUGGAUCGCAUAUCUUACCGGGAGACAAGCGCGAUGCGGAAGACGGACGAAAGUGAGAGCGAACGCGCCGUGCGAAGGGCCCAGCAGGAAGAAAAGGCCGCUGACUUGCGCGAUGAAAAGUUACUGUCAUCAACGGAUGACCCGCAUACCAGACCUCAAAUCACACCGAAGGCGCCAGAGCGAGAUGUGGUAAGGAGAGGUGAAGCGAGUCAUGCCUUGACUAGGGAAAACAUGGAAAAACUGGUCGAGGAGCAAGAAGAUGGGCUUCGAAGACGCAAAUCAGACGAUACAGAUGUUGGCUACCUUGCACACCCAAGCGAAGGUUCAGUCGGAGGUGCCCAAAAAGAAGGUACAGGCCAAGAGGCAGGGGCAAGCAACGGCGCGGAUGGUGUGAGCAGCCUGGCCGUAGGUGUUGAAAAAGCGCUCCAAAGAAGCUCGAGCGCGAAGACGGUAACCGCCAAGAGCAUGAGCGCCCAAGCGGACCGUGGCCCAGAGGCGUCAGAGGUUAGUAAAGAGCCUAGAAAACUCUACAAGAAGUAA
Messenger RNA from Diplodia corticola, 4419 nucleotides. Its product is annotated as histidine kinase hhk6p. Gene Ontology annotation, biological process: phosphorylation; phosphorelay signal transduction system. The coding region runs from base 1 to 4419 and encodes 1472 amino acids. Gene Ontology annotation, molecular function: protein binding; phosphorelay sensor kinase activity. The record is from RefSeq and is a predicted model, not a curated record. The transcript has 6 exons. Lineage: Eukaryota; Fungi; Ascomycota; Dothideomycetes; Botryosphaeriales; Botryosphaeriaceae.